AACACGUUUGUAUCUCUGACAGUUUUGUCAUGGAAUUUUAAAACUGAACAAUUCCUAUUUCGGAAGUAAUGGAUAGGUUUUUAAUUUAUGGGAAAUGCACUGAAUUCAUUCUAUACUGACAUUCUGAAAAAUUAAUAUUCUUUCUGUAUUUGUAUUUAGUUGAGUCGCUGUUAUGUAUAUCUAUAUCCUCAACACAUUAUACUCGUGUAUGGAGAUAUCGUACAGAAGAUUGUAUACUGAAAAGAUAACUUUGCGAAUUCCGUAUUUUAGUUUGUAGUGUUUUGCAAGUGUAAUAAGUCGCUAAAAAAUGUGUUUUUUUAUUUUUUUAUUACUCUCAAGUAAAAAGAAUUAAAAAUUAAAUUAUAUGACAUCAUAGGGAAAUCAACUAGUAAUGUUUAUAACAGUCUAGUAUGUUUACUAAGAAGUGAAAUGAAAUAAACAUCACGUGAUAAAAUUAUAUUACAAAUGAAAUGUUGGAUAUCAGUAGUCAAAAUCAUUGGUUUAUGAAUGCAAAACCUUUUCUUUCUGCAAGGUAAUAAUGAAAUAAUAUGUAUAAAUAAAAAAAAACUAACCAACACUUACAAGAAAAUAAGUUAAGUACUUGUACUAUUUAUUAUAGCAGAUAUUUAUUUGAAUUAAACCAAUAAAUUCAAGUCUCAGAAGUAGACAUUACAGGUAAAUUUUGAAAAGUAAAAAUGAUUAUUAAUUCUUCACAAAUUUUUCAUAAGUCAAGUAGCAACCAAUACUUGCAACUUUACACGUUUUAGCCUGUGUCGUCAGGUCUGUACAAGCGGUCCAGGACCCUCCAUAUAUCCAAGACUUCAAACGUUAAUUUCGAAACAUUUGCAAAUAAUUUGCAACAAUCUAAAUUGUCUCCGCAAGGUCUGGACUGGUCAGGCAUUUGGCUUAUUAGUACUGUCUCAACCUGCCUAAAGGGUGCUAAUCCUGUAAUCAGACACUGUCAAGUAAUUUCCAGUAAUUCGACUUUCACCGACAAUCUCUCCAUGCGUUCCUAGGUAAUCAGCACCGACCCAGAUGUUGUGCCUGACUCUGCAAGUGAGUGAGUGAGUGGUCUGGUCACAUGCGACCAUUAGCUGGCUGUAUGAGGCCUUGCCUAGGUAACAGGCUGUAUUACGUUCGUUCUCUGUGCUGUCAUAAACAAGUAACUUGCAUUACUAGAUCAUAAAAGUAAAAAGGGACAUCAUCUUAACAUUUCUGUACUGCCCGUUCGUUUCUCCUGUACGCUUGCUUAAAUUCAAUACGGAUAAGCAAAGUUACUAAUUACUAAUGUUUUAUUUCUAUUUCACAAAAACCUAAACUGUCGUUUUAUCUAAUUGUUUCAGAAAGGAUAUGCUCUAAGACUGGUGUAAUGUAGGAAUUAAAAAGUUAUUUUUAGCCUCUUUCAAACUCUCUCAAUGACGACUGGUCAAGUAGUUAGGUUCUUGAUAGUAUGAAAGUAUAUGAAAAGUGAAGGCCCCUUCACAAGAAAACGUCUCGGUAGCUUACAUAUUUUCAACCUGCCCGUAUCUCUAUAUUGUAUAUUCCCUUUCAAGGGAUUUUUUUACGAUACCCCUAAGCAUAAUAACCGUAGAAUUAAAGAGGAUAACAACUACAACAACAACACAGUCUACAGUUGUUUUGUCAAGGAAACCAGAUAAGUAUUUUAAAAAUAAUAUCGACAGCUCUCUGAGUUUGGAAUGCAAUAAGUCGAUGUGAUGUUUCCAAGGAUUAAGUUAUGCAUCGAUAUGAAGACUCGAAACAUUCACAAUAUUUCAUUCCCUUAUUGGAAUGUUAUUCAGCAGAAUUGCAUUCUCGGAUGAGAACCUGGGAGUUAGAAAUGAACAAGUUUGUUUCUGAUCGUAUUAAAUGGAAUUAUGAGAUGAGGCUUUUCAAAGUUAAAGAAAUUUUUUAUUCAAGUUUCGUAGCUAAAUCAGCAUGAACAUUAAGAUUGUAUCGUCAACAUAUUAGCAACAUCUGACAGAAGGAGAUCUUAAACAUAAUUAACAAAGAUAACUGGAGCAAUUAUUGAGCCAUGCAGGACACCUUACGUGACUGACAAGAGGGGAGACUAGUCUGUUCCAAAUGAGCGUGUAAUUUGGACACACUGAGGACGUCUACUAAGAAAAUGAACAUUCCAUUAUUCAGCAAUAUUGUAUUCUCAGAAAGGAAUUUGUAGUUAUAAAUGAACAAGUUUGUUUCCGAUCGUAUUAAAAAUAAGGAAUUAUGAAUUGAGGCUUUUUAAAGCUGAAGAGAUUUUUUAUUCGAGUUUCGUAGCUAAAUCGGCAUGAACAUUGACAUUGUAUCGUCAACAUAUUAGCAACAUCUGACAGGGGGGAGAUCUUUAACAUAAAUUACAAAGAUAAUUGGAGCAAUCUUUUAGCCUUGCAGGACACCUUUAGGCUUACAAGAGGGGAGCUUACAGUUCUAAAUGAGAAUAUAAUUUGGACACACUGAGGACGUCUACUAAGAAAAUAACCUGUCUCAGGGUUUGUAAUGUUCAUGACAGACAAACAAUCUGGAUUAUUUACAAAUUGCAACGUUUUAGUGGCCGUUAUCUCGAUCAGUUGUCAAUGUCCAGUUUGUAGUCCAGACUGCGCUCUGAGAUCCACUUUCCUUAUUACACAACAGCAGUAGUGUGCUUGCAACUUGCAGUUCAAUCUGUUCGUCAAACUGCUGUAGAACCAGCUGAUGUAGUUAGUGAAGUAAAAGCUGUUUUACCACUCAUCGUAAUCGGAUAAAUGCUUUUCAGUUUUACUGGGCUGCCGUUUCUAAUUUCUAAAUUUAACUCAAAUUCAUUUCUACUUUUACCAAGCCAAGGUUUAAAAUACUUAGUUUCCAUUACACUGCAUGGAUGUCAGUUCUUUUAGAGUUAUUUUGAGUUCUCAUAGUGACGUUUCCUGUUUUAAUCCAGGAAAUCAAAAUUAAGUUUAAACUGUCACAUGUAGUUGUAGUAUCAUAUUUUUGUGAAGUGUACGUUUAUGUAGCUUCAAAGAAACAGAUCACCUUUUAAUCAGUCUAGUUUACAACCAAACAAACCACUAAAAUUUGUUCAUUAAUCACUGAGUGAUAAUAUUUAUUCCCCUAUAUUAUUAUUUUAAUACUGUGAGAUUCCGUUCUUAUCUCGUUUAGAAGAAGAACUACUUUUUGUGAUUGUUGGUAACUCAAUGUGGCCUACCAUUCGUACAUUUACUUUUAUUAUAAUAAAACUCACACUCUAAUCUAUAAUUUCAUUACAUAUUUACCUUAGUAUCAGACUUAAAAUCUUUACUAUAGUUUUAUAAUAUUUAAUUACAAUUUAUAAUUUUAUUAUUUAGCAUAGUUAGUGUAGUUUAGUGUUAGUAAGUUGUUAAAAGUUCUUUUAUUAAUUUAUUGUGAAGGAUCAUUUACGUCUAAAUGUUAUUUUCUUGAGUUUGUAGCUGGAGGCAUACAGUAUGUAAUGAUAUAUUUUCAUAUCCCAUUAUGUAGUCAUGAAAAGAAACGUCAUAAAUUAAUAGUACGAGAUGGAAACAUAGCCAUACAAAAAUUCUAGACGUCAUAUAUUGUGUUAAAUUGUUUAUAUACAUUUUAUGAACUUUUAGUAAAGGAAGCCAAAAUGAUACGAUUGAAAAUGAGAAAAUUUUGAGAAUCGGGCGAAAUUAUUGUUUUGUAUUUAUUUUGUUAGUUGGAAGAAUUACCAUUUCAUUGUAGUGUUAAACGUAAAACAAUACAAUGAUGAAUUGAACUUGAAUUCAAUAAUUUACAACUUUAUAUUUCAAUAAACCUUCUCUAAAGCUUGUUGCCUUAUAAGAGAUUUUGUUGAAGAAAUAGUUAGGUGAGGUAUUGGGGUUGGGUAAAGAAUAAUUGAUUCUACACCAAUUACAAUACCUGUACACAGGGUUCCCAAAUAUCUUCUACGACCAUAGCAAAUGUUCCACUAGUAUAUUCACUCCACUCUGUCGUUCAUAGACCUCCUAUUUUUGCAGACUUGCGAAACUCCUUCACCCUCCUCCUCACCCCUUUACCCUUUGUUUAGGUACUCAAUACCCUGGCACAACCGCCGUUGUGAGGAAGGGUAUUCUGGAGGCAGCGGCCUCUUCAAAACCAAUUUGUGCGAGUACUUCACCCUUCAUUAUAAAUUAUGCCAAGCACAGAUCUUCCCGAUUCUUGUUGGAUUUAUAUUUUAGUAUUUCCGGAGAUAUUUUUAUGUAUUCAUAAUUAAAUACAGCAGUAACAGAUGAAAUUGGUCCAUUAUCUUAAUAAACAUGUAGUGGUUAAAUAACUUUACCAUUUAUAGUCGGCAAGAAACGCACCGCCAUUUUCAACUUUUCUUAUUUCGCCCAGAAAUAACUAAUAGUUUUAAUUGUUUAAAAUUAAUUUAAUUAUUUUAUGUAAUUACUUGUGACUCUAUAGAUUGUAAACUCAAAAUGUCUUGUUUAACCCUACUCGUGCAACAAUUAGGCCUAAUAUUUUCUUUAUAUAUAAUAUUUACGAAUGAAAUAAAUAGAGGUAUUUUUUGCAGUUGUAAAUCCCGAGGAAAUAAGUAAUUAUAUUAAAUAAAAACACUUUAGUUAAUUAAUUACCAACAUUUGAAAUGGAAAUUGUUAAAACCUGAGUUGUAUGAAAAUUUUACUUUCAGAAACAAAACAGAGCUACCGGUACUGAAUUAGUUAUUUAGGUAUAUUUUUACACUCAAAAUUAAAAUAAUUAGGCCAACUAAAAACAAUUUUUUAAAUGUACGCGUAAGUCAUAUUUAAAAUAGCCCGUCUGGUAUCUAUAUUGGAUUUCAAACAAAUCUCAUUUUAUAAUAUCCAGAAUUAAAAUCUUUUAUUAAUUGUUUUUAUCUCCACAUGUGUCAAGCAAGUUCUGUCUUUUUCAAAAUGUUUGCUAAAGAUAAAAUUCAUGAUUAUAAUAUUAUUAUUAGAUAAAAUAACAAUGCUGUAUUGCCUUAUCAUCUACACCAAGAUAGAAACUUGCUAAGUCAUCAUGUUCGGCCCAACACAGUGACAUCGGAUCGACGAGAGAAGUCUUGCAGAUUGGAUAAAUACAGAGGGCUAACUAUCGCUUCCCACACAUGGCCGUUGGUCCCGGCCGCUGCCUACGUCACGUGGAAGUUGUAGGAGCUGUCAGACAAUUCGCUGGUUUUGUCAACAAAUUAAUGAACCAGAACACUCGAAACUGAAAUCUCUGAAAAGGAUCCUAAAAUCCGAAAAUAUAACUGGUAAGGUUCGAACUUGAGUGGUGUGUUGAGAUGUGAGUGUAAUAAAUUAGUGAAAUUAGCUGAACUGGUGCUAAAUAUAGGAACAAGGCUACAAAUAGUAACUUCACUUAUUCUUUGCUCAUAGAAACUAUGUUGAAAACUGCGUAUGUCGCUUGUGUACAUGAAGGACAGAGAUCAGAUUUUGAGAAUGCCUAGGGUGCGUCGGAAUGAGUCUUCUUCAUCACCUGUGCCACAUAGCCAGAUUACAGCAGCAUGUAUCUUUAUAGCUCGUAUUUUAGGUGAAGAUGUACGACUUCCCUAGUUGCACAUUCAACGGUGUGCAAGAAGGAUAUGGCAAACAAAUAAACUAAUAGCGAAACUACACUUCAUAUUCCAAUUAUUCAUCCAUAUUCACUUUAAAAUACUUGUGUUUUUCGGUGAUUCAAGUAAGUAAUUUUUGGUUGAUUGCUAAUCUGGCGGAAAAUAGAAGUUUUAAAAUGAUAUCCGUAAUUUUCAGCUUACUAUUUCCUUUCCUGGGGAUGCUAUUUACCUUAUAGACUAACAUACUGGUGGCUAAAGAUCAGAUAAGACGGUUUGGUCUAAUAAUCUUAACCGUAGCCUAGGGGCAAGAGUGUGUAUUUCUAACAGAGUAGUCACGGUUUUUAAUCAACAAAAGUAUUCAAAUUAAUUUGGACGUCGUUAUCACUUUAAAACGUUUAGUAAGAUCAAUUAUAAUGAAACUGGCUUUGCAAGAACCUUAUAAACUGUCUCUGACAAUAAGCCAAUUCAACCUGUAAAAUGGGUAUGCUGUAAAGUGAGCCUGGACCUGUAAUAGUUAAUUAUUCAUUUCUCGGUAGUAUAAACAUGUGAUUAGGCUGGCUAUACAUCAAUUCAGUUGUUUAUUGAUCACUAAACGACUUUUGGCACUGUCGAACAAUGGACCGCAGCGUCCCUAGUCGAGGUGCCCCAGGACUUGUUUGUGGGACAAGUCCUUGAGUCCUCUUACACCAAGACUGUAUUGUGUUGUUGAUUGGUGAACUUAGAAUCGAGCGUAGCGAGCUUGAUGGGGUCACAGUUGGAGAGGAGGGAGGGGCGGCAGUUGUGUGCUCUUGCGAAACUUCGGAAAUUAAUUAACAGAGGGGUAAAAGAGAAUAGAAGGAUUUUGUUUUUCUGCCUUUAUUAAGCUUUGAGUUAGAUUCACCUUAGAUAUUUUUCCUUCUAAGGAACAUUCUUUACCAUUUCUCAAUUGAGGAUCUAAUUUGAAAUUCUUAUCCUCAAUAUUAAAUUUCACACUAUUACACAGUAGGAAACACGCUGAGUUGUCCAAUUCAAAAUUCUUUGGUAAAAUAAAUGUAAUUAUUCUUUGUCACUGUUUACCAAAUAUAUAUUGUUGUAACUUUUUCGUCAAUAACGAAGUACAAACGUUUUAUAAUUGUUAGGUUUUUGAUGUAUACAUGCUUGCAUAAUUAUCUCAUUUACAAUAAAACGGUGUUUUCCUUCUUUUAACGCUUGUAAAUUUUAUUAUUUUAUGAAAUAAGUAACUUUUAUAAGUAGGCCUAUGCACCUUUUUAAGUGAUAGUAAUAAUGUCUAAAUGGUGUAUAAUGUGAGUGAUCACCAUAAAAACUGUAGAUAUGGGAAAGUAAUUAAGACAUUUAUCGUAUUUUCUAUCGGCGAAGGAAGAUAGUGCCUGUACGGAGUGACGUGAUUGUUUUGCUAUCAACGACAAUCUCCAGUAAUCUCCUCAGAAAAGGAUCAGACCAACAGGUUCGCUACCACAUCCUGUUCUAGCAGACUCGUACAUAACUGCUCCAGUCCCCCCUGCCACUCGGAAGGCUGAGAAAGUAUAUUAGUCGCAUGUACAUCUUAUGAGAAAGACUUUGUAGCAAUGCACUUAAUUAAUACGAAAGACUUGUUUUUACAACACUCUGGAGGAAAACCGGGGAAAUUGAUCAAUUCUAUUACGUUAUCUAAGAACGUGGCUAUUUCUUAAUAUUUGCUAUUUUUUCUUGUGAUAAGAGCAGUAACAUGACAUAAUUAAUACUAUUAGUAUAAAAACAGGGUCAUCGUGGGCAAAUUUCUUUUAAACUGAAUGGAAGAAGGAAUGUAGUUUAAUCCAGCAAUUUUACAAGUAAUGUGUGAAACAGUAUCCCUAAUUGUAACUCAAAGGACGAUAGUGGAAUAUAUUGUAAUUAUAUUCUAAGCACUCCUGAGAUAAUCAUGGACAAAUAUUCCAUUCAUAUAAUUCGUUUUAGAUUUAAGUUGAAAAGCUAAGGAGAAAUCUAUAGCUCUGAUUUACCACAUCAAAGAAGAUAGUAGUAGAUCAAAGUUAACCAGAACCCGCUAGUGUUUGGGACCCUCAAGUGGGAAGUCAAACGUUUUAUAAAUAGGCUACCAUUAAAACUUGAAUUUAUUUCCAAUGAUUGUAUAAAUAAUAGGGCUCUUUUGUCAUUUUGAAACGGAAGUUGAUUUGAUUUCAUGCCCCGAUCAAGAAUAUAUACACGUAAGCAAUUCUUAGAAGCCUUUUUCGGCCAAAAAGAAUGUAUACAUAUAGCCAUUGUAGUUUAUUCCGUUCUAAGGAAAUAUCUGGUGUCAUAGUUUGAGUUUGUCUAAAAUGUCUACUUCAGUCCAAAAACAACUAAGAUGUGUUAUAUAAUAAUAUUAAAAUCUAUAAAAGAUUUAGGUAAUUACUGUGUCUUUGUCAUCCACAUUAUACUAAUGAUCUAGCAAUGCAUACUUAAUAUUUGGCAAAAUUUACAGUUAAAUGUAUAUUUGUACUAAAACUUCCUUUUUAUUGUCUGAAUAAUCUCUCAUCAGCGAAUGCAUAGAAGGUUAAGACAAGAAGUGUUGAUACUUUAAUCUUACUCUAUACUUUCAAUUCCAUAUACUUUCAAGACAUUUAAGAUGGUACUUAAAUUAAUUAAAGGUAUGAUUGUAUUGUCAUAUUAUAAUGUUUACAAACAUUAAAUAUUUGCUGAUUAAGCCAAAUAGGGAAUUGUCAAGACCAGUGGGACAUAGCCCGGCGGGAUUUUCGAAAUAGGAGUAGGUUUAUUUGGUCCAGAGACCCUAAGAAUGCCUCUGUAAAAUUUCAAUACAAUCGGUCCAGUUGUUUUUACGUGAUUGAGACAUAAACACAGACAGCAUCCGAUUCAAUUUUUAUAUAAUAGUAUAAUAGAUUUAGAACUAAUGUUAGGAUUUAAAUAGUAUUAUUUGUUUUAAAUGUAUAUUUAGUAUUUGUUUUGCUAACAUUAGUUACCAAGAAGUAACUUUUAAGAUUUUACUCAUUGUAGGCCAAUCCAUAAACAAUCCAGAAAGACAUAAUAUUGCAAUCUAUUUCAUUUAUGUCUAAUUAGAGCUUACGAACAUCACAUAUAUUACAAGUAUAACACCAUUACUAAUACAUAUGGCUGCCAAGAACUCAGUGACGAGACCACAUGAUUUUUCACAAUACCCAAAAUUAAGGCCUAAAAUAUGCAGGAAGAAUGUGUAUCUACCAUCCAGAUACUGUAGAGAUCAGUGGUUCAAGGUCGUAAAUUUUACAUAACAAAAUCAUCGGGUGUAAGUUUCUAUUCCGUAAAUAAUGAUAAAUAAUUUUUUUAAAUGCACGAUUUGGGACUCGCAGAUUUGUGAUGAUAGAAGAUGACCCAAGUGCCGACAACUAGCGACAGCCCAAGCAGGAAGAUCCAACCCCAGGCCGGUGACCUGUAAGCUGGCGUGAGAGGGCAUCCAUGAAUCUGAUUGAUCAACAAAGAGGAGCACUUCCUCCAAGGCCUUUGUGAAGGAACAACGUGUUGUAUUCAGCCAGUAGCCAUCAUCAGCGACAAUUCUCUUACAAUUAGACUCGGGGCUUCCAUACAAAACAAUGAAAAGGAUCAACAAAAUUAACCUAACUCGCUCGACCUCGCUAACAAAGUAUGGAAUGCCUUUAAUUUUACUUGCUUUUGAUCAUUUCCUCUCAUUUCAUUCAAAUUCUUAUCAGUAUCGUCUCGCAAUGAAAUCGGCCUAAUUGAACAUCGUAACUCCAGCAUUAAUAAAGUGAUAUGGAUUAUUUAAAAUUGUCUUUGGAUUCUUACAUGAUUGGAUUAGAUGUACAAGAGUAUUUAUUAAAUGUUAAAUUAUAUGUGAGUAAUACUAUUAUACUCAGUGUAAAUUAAUAGUGGCUACUGAUAUAUAUUUUCUAUGAUCACAAAGAAAAGCCCAUGUCUUCAAAAUAAUGUCUUUGAUAUUCUUUAUGAUUUUGACACGUUUUUAUUCUACUUAAAAUAAUAAGACAUCUCAUUUCUGCGAGUAACAUUAUGUUGGUAUUGUUGUAAUAUUCUGCAAGAAGAUAGGUCUCCAGUGCUAAAAGCUGUUGCCGUUCUGAAAUAUUCUGGCUGCGUGCUAUUUAGAGACAAAGAACAGAAACAGCAAUUUAACAAAAACACAUUACACUGUAAUAUUGAUUAUUUUGACUGGAUAAACAAUAACAACAAGACGUGAAAUCUACGAGUAUAUUAAAAAGUAAAUCAUAACCCCUAGAACCGUCUUUUACAGAGAUAAGUAACGCGUCGUCUUCAUAUCGUAAACGAUAACCUGGCGGUCUUCUCAAAGCUUUAUCAUGAACUUAUAUCAUUUUUCAUGAAAAUAAUAUUGGAAAGAAAUUUGAGUUAUUUCAUGGUAUUUAUACACUGUUUCACUCUCCGACUUGGGAGCCCCAAAACACUGGCGAGUUUCUGGAUAACUUGGAUCUAAUAUCCUCUUUGCUGUGGUAAAUCAGAGCUAUAAAUUUCUCCUCGGAAGACAAUUGACCUUUUUGGGAUUGCUGCCUCUCAAGGCGUAGUGCUGCAAGUUAUAAUAACAAUAAUAAUAUGCAUUAUUGCUUGAAGCAAUUACAGUAUUUGUAUGGAAUGCGUCAACGUAACUAAUAAAAUAAAACACUACAUCAGAUAAAUGAUGUUUAGGUAUCAAGAUACCAAAAUACAAUGCAAUACAAUACGUGUAUGUAUCAGAACCGGGGGUUUCGUGGUUGCUGUUAAUUUCAAAUAUGUUCAUCCCAGCGGCCUAUUAUGAACUCAUCAGUCGAGUAAAACGCCUUUGACACAAGAAAGUGCUUUAGUCGAGUUUUGAAUUGUUUUGUUUCAUUUAGUUGUUUGAAGUUAAUCUACCUAUUCGACUGCAGAAGUAAGAAAAAUCUGAGGUGAAGUAUUCUCAACUGAGCAGACCAUACGUAGAUGGGAGGGGAUGUCAUUCGAAUUUCAAAAAGUGCUGAAAUUGACUAUAUAUAAUUAGAUGUAAUGUUAUGAACAACAUAAAACGAUUUGCCCUUGUUUUCAAUACCGCUAAGCAUCAGUGAACCUUAUAGUUAAUCCCUAAAUAUCAGUCACUUUAGACGGUAAACACAAAUUGUAAGGCACGCAUAUUUUAUUUUAUUGUAUGACAAAGUUAUUUUUCUUAUGAUAAUUCUUAAUCCAUUCCUCUCAACAAACAUUUAACAUUUUAACCUCUCGUGUCGAAAAUAAAAAUACCAGUAUAAAAUUUAUGGGAGGAACAAGAAGUCUUACCAGAGCUGCUGCAGGUUCUACAUGAAUCAAUGUAAAUUAGGUUAAAUAGAUAACGAUUACUUGUUGAAUUUACUUCUGGCUGGCAUAUGGAUGUUCAGGAGCGGUAUAUCACUCGAAAUAUUGUGCUGAUGGCCUAUCGACCUUGAUCUUUACUGAGGAGGACGCUAGUUGGAGUAGUGGGAUUUUCUUAGAGUUAAAGGCUUCAGAAAGUGUAAAAUGUAAGGCACAGAUGCAUUCUCUUUUCGCGUUAACUGGAAUAGAGCAGGCCUUCCCUUCUUUCAAGGUAUGGCUGAGAUAACAGCUAGUAUCUUCCUGCGGUAACUCUACCAUGGGAUCUCGGCAGGAGGUUUCCCCAACAUCCAACCCUUACUAAUCCUGACUAUAUCCCGUCAUCCAGAAAGCCAAGCAGAAAUCUUCCAGUUUUAAGUUAAGAAGAGUAUCUCCGCUACCUGCCCAAGAGAGCAAAUAAAGUACGUGAUUAAAUUGAAAGGCUAUAACUAGACAUCUAGAUGUAGUUAUAUAUUACACUUUCGUCUCUCACAGCCUCCUUCUUAAAUAAGUAAUUUCAUAAAUCGUUUUUUACUAACCAAUUUUCGUGAGAACCUAUCAUUGUCAUUUUAGAAGCAAGAACUUAUUGACACCUUGUGCUAGCCAUGGCUGCGAACAAGAGAUCAACUAUUUUGCGGGUCUCGCUACGACUCUUUUACUUUAAACGCGUUUCAUUCUUUUUAUUCCUUUUAAUAUUUUUAUUAUCUUGACAUAACAAUAAAUGUCUAUAAAAACCAAAGGAUUUGAACUGUGUCUUCUGUGCUUGGUGUCAUGAAAGAAUUGUAAGUAUUUAGAAAGGUUGGAGUUUUAUUAAAUCAAUACUAAUAAAUAUAAUUCCUGAUUAACUUACAACCUUCGUAAUCUUUCUUCAAUUGUAUAUCUCGCAAAUAUCCUGAGAACUUAUAAUUAUUUAAAGUAUAAUCUUACAACAGCAAUUUUAAUGAAAAGCGAAAAUACUUUCUCUAAACAUUUAUUUGAAAUUCAGACGGAUAUUGCAUCGUUAUAAUAAUAGUAGUUUUCCCAUCCAAGUGCCUAGCGUGCGUAAAUAUUGCAAUGGUACUACAACGAGUCAGCUGAGACGAUGACAAUAAUCAGCUGUUCCGGUGGAUGCGCCUUUGGAAUGGAUGAGCGGGUGGCCAGUAAAAGUGACACUGAAUGAAAGCCGAGGGUAGGUGGGUCCGUGUUCUCGUUGUGCAACUGUUCAGUAGAGUGAUCACAGAGUUUAUAAGAACCGGUAGGACGUCGCCAUAGUUUCACUCACUCAUGUGAAGUGCGUGUGUGUGUUGUACUCCAGUAUGUAUACAGUGCUCUAGUGUCUGUGCUACGUUCCGGAGAGUGAAAACUACGCGACCCCUUGGAUUUUGUUAUUUUUGAUUUUCAUAUCCAUUUCUGGAAAUGUGAACCGAAAUAUUUGUUGGAUAUGGUAUACUCAUGAUAUUAUAAAGUUUGACAGACUAAAGUGAUUUUGAGUGACUUCAUUGUGUGUUUAAGCAUUAAAUGAUGGCUUUAUUACUCAAUUGUAGAAUCAAUCCAAAACUAGUAAAUUUUUUACUCUUGAUUCUACUUCUGCAUUCAACCUGCAGUAGGUGUGAGAAUGAAAGUGACAGUGAAAACUACAGAGAUAAACGUACUAUUGGGGUUUUAUUCAGAAGUUUUGUAGAUGUCCUUCAGCCACAAAAACAGCAAGCUCCAAUGGUUUAUUCGUACCGGCCACAGAAACAAACCAGUCCCCAGCAGUCAACCAAAGCAGAUCUCCUAGCAUCCUCUAAAAACUUACUGCAGCAAAAGAAAAACCUGUUCAAAUCCUCCUCAGCUCAACCUCCAGAUACAGAAGUCAUCCGACCGACAGUAACUCCUACAACAACGAACACUCCAUCUACAGAACCUGUUCCACAAGUUGCUCCCAACAAUCAAGCUCAAGUCCAACCACCACCUAACCCUCUCCCUACAGCACCCUUGAAUCCAUUUCCAAAUCUGAUCCCACCCUCAGGUCAUCAUCCCUUGACACCACUUAAGGCACAAAUCCUUAUAAUACCAUUUCAAGGGCAACAUGACCCCACUGCUGCAUUCUCCAGUCUUGGAUCAGUUCCUAGACCUCCAAGUGGGAUUUCUCCAUUCAAUUACCAGGCAGAGAUCUACCUCCAUCCUCCUGGGGGAGGGAUAUAUCCCCCAGUAAACCAAUACCCCACUCAAUAUCAAUACUCCCCUGCCAAUGGUUGGCAUGAUAUAGACGAGAUUCUGUCUUCGGGUGUUCAGAUGAUCAGAAAAGAUUCAAAAAAUGCAGGAGUCGUGGAUUUAACUAAUUCUGGUGAAGUAGCAAGUGAUAGUCAAGCUAAUUCAGAAACUCCAGCACCAUCAGUUCCAACAACUUCAGUCCCUGAACCUAAAAGCGAUGGGAGUCAUCAGAACGAUGUAGAGGGACAUCGAAGGGACAGUCUCAACCAGAACUACUAUGAUGAACAAAGAGAUUACCUGACACACUCAUUGCUUUUACCAAACUUCCAUCAAGAUCCACUCCUGGAUGCUGCUCAUUUUGGGAAUUUUCAUUUUCAAGAAAGGACUCCUUUAUUCCCUCAUUUCCCUCUAGAAAAUUAUAAACAAAGUUAUUAUCCGCUUGAAGUACCUAAAGUGCAAAAUAAUGAUCAAUACAGCUUGAGUGUUGAAAGUCAUCAGCAAAGCCAAGGAAAUGGUGAAGCACUGACACCACCCCAUGACGGACCAGGGAAUGUACAGUUUGUUCAUGAUUUCAUACCACAAAGACAACUUGAUCUGAAAGACAAUAGACAGACUCAGCAAUAUGAACAAGAAGGAAAUAAUCAAAACAAUAUCUACUACCAACAACAAGAUUCUUAUCACCCAUAUCAACAAGAGCAGCUGCCACAACACAACUACAUCAUCCACCAUCAAUAUCCUACCAAAAUUGGAAGGCUUCCAGACCCUUACGAAUACCAAAAUCAACAUCAGUCCACUGCCCAAAACCAACAGAAAUCACCAAUUUACAACAAUGAAUACAUUGCUCAAAACCCAAAUACAACCUACCGCAAAAGAUCUAACACCAAUUAAAACAUCUAUGGUACCAAAAAUGUAAAAGAAAGUGUAAAUUAAAUUACAGUACUUAAUGUUUUUACAA
Messenger RNA from Homalodisca vitripennis (glassy-winged sharpshooter), 13892 nucleotides. RefSeq lists its product as uncharacterized. The record is from RefSeq and is a predicted model, not a curated record. The transcript is spliced from 2 exons. Lineage: Eukaryota; Metazoa; Arthropoda; Insecta; Hemiptera; Cicadellidae. The coding region runs from base 12260 to 13825 and encodes 521 amino acids.